This is a messenger RNA of Aphanomyces astaci, 615 nucleotides long. RefSeq lists its product as hypothetical. The record is from RefSeq and is a predicted model, not a curated record. Lineage: Eukaryota; Oomycota; Saprolegniomycetes; Saprolegniales; Verrucalvaceae. Bases 1 to 615 code for a protein of 204 amino acids. The transcript has 4 exons. Gene Ontology annotation, molecular function: nucleic acid binding.
AUGACGGGUAAUUCUGGACGAAAGAAAACAAGAGCCGCUGACGAGAUCAAGGCAGCAGUACAAGCCGUUCCCCAGCAUUCCAGGCAAACACUUCGGGCUCUGCCGGCGAACUGCGGCAUCCCCGAGACCACGCUCAUUGUGCACAUGAAGGAGCACGGCAGCUUGAAGGCCCGUUACAGUUACGUAAAGCCGAUGCUGACAGCCGACAACGUGCAGGUGAGAAAUUCUACGUCUAUCUACGACGACGAGGAAGCGGCGGCGCGCUCGGUGAAGUCCAAGAAUUUCAUCACCAAAGUCAUGUUCCUUGCUGCCGUCGCUCGUCCGCGAUAUGAUCCAGCGACAAAGGAAGACCUUGACGGCAAGAUUGGAAUUUUGCCGUUUGUGGAGAUCAUCGCCGCCAAGCGCAAGAGCAUCAACCGAGAGAAAGGAACUCCCAUGACGGUCCCCCAGAAUGUGAACGGCGGCGUCUACAAGGAUUUUAUGCUGCAAAAGGUGGUUCCUGCUGUCUUGGCCCGAUUCCCUGUUGGGGAUUUACGAAGAGGUGUUCGCAUCCAGCAAGACAAUGCAAGUCCUCACCGGCAAAGUCGGCACUCCUUCAACUGGACCAUCGCCUAG